GCCAGAUAUUUGAAUGUCCAGGGACUGUACUGUGUACACAGGAAGUGAUUCUUCACGAGCUCGUCACGAGAGAGGAGACACCCUUUACAUAUAAUGAGAUACGACAAAGUUGUCAGAAAAAGUGGGAAGGAUGUUGAUUGAGGCAGCUAUAUGCGUUCAAGCAUGAACGUAUCAAACAAUCCGACUCCGCCCGUUUCGGGACGCUGAAUGGCAGAGAAAAGUGAAGACCGGGGAGGAUCAUGGGAUCGACCAUCUGGCCAGGCUUCGGGAAAUGAAGAAGAUUGCACUGGAAGCAAGUGGUUAGCGGAUGUACUCCGCAUACCAUCAUGAGGCUAUACCGCAGCAUUGGCAGAUGUACGCGACGAGGGACCAAGCGCAGGUGGAUGGAGGGGCAGUCGACGAACUUGCCCGCACUGCAAGUGUUUCCGCCCAAGUUGCCCGCGCCCGACAUUUUCCGGCUGCCUCGAUUUGCUUCCAUCGAGGACUCCGCCCGAUGCACACUGCAGGAUGCUACGGUACCGCACAGAUGGGUGCCACGCAGCACAACAUCCAGUCCGAGUAUUAUCUUGCCAGAUUUACGACAGUGAUAAAUCGCGAUCGCAAUGGUGGCUACCUCAUCUCCCGCAACGCUGGCAUCCGGCAAGGGUGUUUGGGCAUAAAUAUAAGGACAACAAAUAUCUUUGUCGUACUACGUUGUAUAACUGUCCACCAAUAAAUCGUUUACUGCACCG
Molecule: messenger RNA, 731 nt
Organism: Exophiala dermatitidis NIH/UT8656
Lineage: Eukaryota; Fungi; Ascomycota; Eurotiomycetes; Chaetothyriales; Herpotrichiellaceae
Exons: 1
Coding region: 308-715 (135 amino acids)
Source: RefSeq, a predicted model, not a curated record